AUGCCCCCUGCUACGUCAUCAGGAUUGGUCACUCCCGCCGCGGCCCGCUCCGGGUCCCCAACAUUGGCAAAGGAGACCCGAUGGCCGUCUCUACCUCGCCCCCUCAGAGUACGAAUAGCCUGGAUUCUCGACUUAGACUACCCACAACCAGGUAGCCUAACCAAGGCCGCCCCUCCCCGGCUCCCACGUGGGCUACUCUGCUUCCGGGUUCGGGCGGCCUGCCCCCUGCCCGCUGACGCACUGCGCAUGCCCGACCGCCCCGCGGUGCCCACAGCACCUCCUGCAGGACUAGCUGAGCCGCAGCCUUCUCUGUACCGCGACCUGCUGGGCUGCCCCCUACUACCGGCAUCAUUCUGUGCCUUUCGAGGUCCCAGAAGGCUGGAGGGCCACAUUCACCCAGACACCGGCAAAAGCCACUUGAAAAGGGAUGUGUUCCAACCAGGUAAUCCACAUUCCAGGAGUGAUGCCCCAAAGCGCCCACCUUCCCACUCACCUGGAAGAAAUUCUGAGGCACAACCACCCCUAAUCACAGAAAAGGAGAAAGAACAGAAAGAUACUCCUAAAGCCAAGGUAACCUCCGCCUCCGAGAUUCUGCAAACAGCAGUGGGAAACUCCCAAACUCAUCCAUGACCCAGGAACCCUCCCUGUCUUGGAUGUCUCCUCUACAAACAACAGAACCUCUGCCUUAGAGAACUAUCUCCUUUUCUUCCUCAAAUACCCUCUCCUCUCUUAUCUGGGCCAGCUUCCCUGGCCUUGCUCUCUAAAAAGCCUAAAAUCCAGGGCGCCUGGGUGGCUCAAUCAGUUAAGCGUCUGACUUCAGCUCAGGUCAUGAUCUAGUGGUUUGUGAGUUCGAGCCCUGCAUGGGGGACUGCACUGACAGCUCAGAGCCUGGAGGCUGCUUCAGAUUCUGUGUCUCCCUCUCUCUUUGCCCCUCCCCCACUCACACUCUGUCUCUCUCUCUCUCUCUCAAAAAUAAUAAAAAAAUUAAAAUAAAGAUAAAAAGCCUAAAAUUCUUCCAAAAUGGCUUUAAAAAUCUCUCUCCUUGGUGUGCCUGCGUGGCUCAGUAGGUUAAACAUCUGACUCUUGAUUUCAGCUCAGGUCAUGAUCUCACAGUUUGUGUGUUCAAGCCCAAACGUGGGGCUCUGUGCUGACAGUGCAGGGCCUGCUUGGGAUUCUCUGUCUCCCUCUCUCUCUGCCCCUCCUCCCUCCCCUGUUUGCCUGUGUUCUCUCCCUCUCAAAAUAAACAUUUU
Neofelis nebulosa (Clouded leopard) is the source of this 1250-nucleotide messenger RNA. RefSeq lists its product as uncharacterized. The transcript has 3 exons. Lineage: Eukaryota; Metazoa; Chordata; Mammalia; Carnivora; Felidae. Bases 1 to 630 code for a protein of 209 amino acids. The record is from RefSeq and is a predicted model, not a curated record.